Molecule: messenger RNA, 2159 nt
Organism: Puntigrus tetrazona (Sumatra barb)
Lineage: Eukaryota; Metazoa; Chordata; Actinopteri; Cypriniformes; Cyprinidae
Gene: mettl13
Product: methyltransferase 13, eEF1A lysine and N-terminal methyltransferase
Exons: 8
Coding region: 1-2097 (698 amino acids)
Source: RefSeq, a predicted model, not a curated record
AUGAGCUUGCUGCCUCGCACCGCUGAGGAGUUCAGCUCUGCGGACUACUGGGAGCGCUUCUUCCGAAAAAGAGGAGAGAAAGCUUUCGAGUGGUACGGAGACUACAACUCCCUCUGCGGUGUGCUGCAUAAAUACAUUAAACCUCGCGACAAGGUGUUGGUGGUGGGCUGUGGUAACUCGGAGCUGAGUGAACAGCUCUAUGAUGUUGGCUACCAUCAAUUAACCAACAUUGACAUCAGCGAGACGGUGGUGUCGCACAUGAACCAGCGGAACGCCGAGCGUCGUCCCGACCUGACCUUCCAGCAGCUGGAUGCCACCCAGACAGGCUUUGACAGCGGGAGCUUCCAGGCUGCUCUGGACAAGGGCACGCUCGAUGCCAUGGCUUCAGAAGAGGACGGUGAACUUGCAGGCAGGAUGCUGGCAGAAGUCGGCCGAGUCCUGGCUGUGGGGGGCCGGUACGUCUGCGUAACUUUAGCCCAGGAGCACGUCAUAAAGCUGGCUGUGGAGCAUUUCGCCCGGGGCUGGGCUGUACGAAUUCACUGCCUUAGCGCACAGCAGACGGCAGAGUCCGAUGCUUCUUUCGCCCUCCCUGUGUUCGUUCUGGUCUGCACUAAGUUCCGCCAAGCGCCUCCGUUUGCGGUGCUCGAGUUGUGUCAGGGGGAGGAUGGGGCUCCCGCUAGACUAGCAUCGGUGCCGGAGCUGUUGUCCGCCGUCAAGGAGAGACAGGCCUACAAUCUCACGCUGCAUAAGCUCAGAGGGGCAACAGAUGCUAGCAGCACACCGUCCCUCACUCUGUGCCAUGCAGCCACCGGCCGGCCACGGUACACUCUGACGGUGCAGGACAGUCUGCCCUCAGCCAAGCUGCCGCGAAGUAAUCACUUCGCCAUCUUUAUCGUUCCUCAGGGCCGCGAGUCUGAUUGGUUAUAUGGCUCCGCUGAAGGCCGGACUCAAUUAGCGUCCAGCGCUAAAUUCAGACGCCUGGUCAUCGUGGCAAUGCAUCGAGAUCAGGAGUAUGAGGACAUGCAGGCUGUCCAAUUGGAGCUCUCUCCGCUUGUGAUGGAGCUCGCGCCUCCUGGGAUGCCAGCCAAUCAGCAGGUGCCGUUCCUGUCUGUAGGAGGAGAUCUGGGAUGGAGGGAAGUGAUCGGGCGAGGGGUCAGUGCUUUGACUGGACAGUAUUCUGUGGAGGAUGUGAGAGGAGAGGACGGUCACCUCUACCGCAGGCUGAUCUUCAUGAACAAUUGCCAGCUGGUCCAGUCGGAGAGCAGGCUCCGGUCUGCCGUCACAGCUUCUGCCCACAAAAAGAAGAACAAGAAAAAAUCCAAACCAUCUGUUACUGAAGCCCCUGCUUUGACGGGUGUUAAAGAUCGCAUCGUGGACAAAGGUUUUCUCUGCUGUACACACCAUGAAGUUAUGGUGGCGGGUUUAGCCAUGUUAGGAAUGGAUGCCGUUAAUAAUAAAGAUCAGCCAGUGUCCGUGUUAUUGGUGGGCCUGGGCGGCGGCGGUUUACCCCAGUUUGUGCAUGACUUUGUGCCGCAUGCACGGGUGGAGGUUGUUGAACUGGACCCAGCUGUGUUGGAAGUGGCUCAGACCUGGUUUGGAUUUCAGACCAACGAGAGGCUGAAAGUUACACUGGGAGAUGGACUGGAGCACAUCAAAACACUGGAGAGUGAGGGUGGAAAUGCUUUUGAUGUCGUCAUGUUUGACGUUGAUAGCAAAGACACCACCCUGGGCAUGAGCUGCCCUCCGCCUGCCUUUGUAGAAACACCACUUCUGAAGAAAGUUUACAGCUUAUUAACCCCUCGAGGACUGUUCAUGUUGAACCUAGUGUGUCGUGACUCGGCUCUCAGGAAGUCGGUUCUUGAGCGUGUUGGAGCCGUGUUCCCGUGUGUGUUCUCUCGUGGGAUCGAGGGUGAAGUCAAUGAGGUGCUGCUGUGCUGCAGAGGUUCAGGAGAGGGCCACAAACCUCACACCAUUCCACAAACAUUACAGCAGACAGCUAAAGACCUACAGAAGACACUGCGUGCCAACACCCAGACCCCACCGUGUGUGCCUCAAAUAGACAUUGCUGCAAUGCUGAGUGACCUAAAAGUCGUCUAAAGAUUGAGAAAGGUUUGGAGCGAAAACCAAAAAUAAUAUAAUAAACAUUUGGUUUCACCAAA